Molecule: messenger RNA, 1738 nt
Organism: Linum tenue
Lineage: Eukaryota; Viridiplantae; Streptophyta; Magnoliopsida; Malpighiales; Linaceae
Source: the annotation of a GenBank genome assembly
UUUAUUAGUGAAAAAAAACUAAUAAUCCGUCUUUCCUGGUUCUCUCCUUUUUAUUAUCUUUAUUACUUAAAAUCCUUCCUGCCUAUAAGGCUAUAACCACCGGACGUUCUCUUUCCUUCCUCUCUCUCCUUUCCUUUCUUCCUGCGUUUCGGAUUUUUCAGAGAAUCUCUAUUCGAUCCCGGCGAGCUCGACGUCGAAGGGAGGCGCCGAAAGAUUCGCAGGGAGGAAAAGGAGUGUCCUGUUAUCCAGUGCUCAUUGAUUUAUUCUGUCCUUCCCUUUUUGCCGGUCAAAGCCCGUCGCUGUCCCGAAUUCUUACUCCCCUCCGGCGGUCCUUUUUUGUCUUUCCGGUUGAGAGGGGGGGAUUAUUGUCCUGUAUUCGAAUUCAAUUCAAAUGGCAACGAGUUUUGACCGAUGGGAGAAGGAUCCGUUCUUCCCUGCCGCGGAGGAAGUUCAGGAGUCCGCCGACAGGAUGGAGUCCACUUACAGAACAUGGGUUCACGCCAAGAAAGACAGCUCUACUAUGUGGGACGCAGAAGAACUCCGCCGGGAUUUACAUACAACCCUAGGCACCACCAAAUGGCAGCUGGAGGAGUUUGCUAAGGCUGUGAAAUCCAGUUACAUAAAUAGCUCCACCGAUGGUGCUAGUGAAAGGCACCGUCAAUUCAUUAUUGCGAUCGAGCAUCAUAUUUCUAGAGUAGAGGCUUCGCUAAAGGAAUUUGCCAAUUCAUCAGGGGAUGCAUCAUUGCCUUGGGUGACAUUGGAUGAAGGUGAGCGAAAUGAACUUGCUGCAUUUCUCUCAGGGCCAUCAUCAAUGUCCGGAGAAAAUAGUUCUAUGAGAAGUGAUAGGAGUGAUAAGACCGUGGAAGAAGCAGCGCCUGAUGAUUGUUCGAAAGAGGUUAGUCACUCGGUGGAGUGUGAUUACCCAGACGCCAAAGAAGAGAUGUCUUAUGGGCACAGGAGGUCAGUUAGUGCAGGUGCUGAUAUGAGCGCUUGGACAAUUCCGAUUGCUGUAGAUGGAAUCCAACAGGAUUCUUUUAAGGCAGAGUCUCAGCAACCUCCAAGGAAGAUACCUAGUCUAUCUGUGAUUGUCAGUUCCAUCGAAGCUAUGCCCAAACUGAAAUGGCCAAAGAAUGGUGUUAGGAAGUGGAAGGCAAUGGAUCGUUACGAAGAAUCUGAUUCUAUUCCAUUGCAUUCAUCACAUUUAACUAGGGGUAUUAAUUCAUGCUACGAGAAAAGCAAGAGCUGUCUGGAGGGCUGUGAUGAAUAUUAUGAUAAGCCACUUUAUGGCUGGUAUGGUGCAUUACAGAGGCAACUUCAAAGAUCCCAAUAUCAGAUGCAGUAUGGUCGACCCAUUCAAUCAGUUUUGUGGAUUUUCAUUCUCUUCUGCUUUAUUGGUUUGAUUGCAUUAUGUGCGCUAUAAGACAGCUAUAAAAAUAAAACCCUUAGCGACAGAUGGGUGAAAACACUGGGAAUCAUGGGGAUGGAACAGAAGGGGGGAAUUCUGAUGUGAAGACGAAGGAGUCGAGGGCGUCGGACUAAGAGAGAGAAUCAGUUGAUUUUUUGGCUGACCAAAACCAGAUGGGUCUUAAUAUAAUGACCAAGAGUGUUAGGCUGUUAGCCGUCUGUGUGGUUGGCUACAGCUGCUAUGCAAAUCACCCCGACGAAUCCAAUAUGAUAAAAUUGAUAUGAUAAAAUUGGAGGGAUUCGGGGAUUAAUAUAAACUCAAGAAUUAGCUGGC